AUGAGAAUGAUUGAGAUGGAGAGUGUGUUGCAAUACUUUGAUAGGCUAAUGAAGGUUGUGAAUGAAAUCAGAAUCUUGGGCGAAAUCCUUCCAGAAGAGAGGUUGGUAGAAAAAGUUAUGGUAAGGGUGCUAGAAAAGUUCAAAUCCAAGAUUUCGCCUCUCAAAGAUUCAAGGGAUAUUAAAUCAAUGUCAAUAGCUGAUUUGAUAAGUGCUCUUGAAGCACAAGAACAAAGAAGGAAGAUGAGAGAUGAGAAUGGGCUAGAGAUUGCUUUACGAACGAAGGCUCAAAUUUUGGGAAAAGAAAAAGAUAAGGGAGAAGAAGAAUUGUUGUUCACUGCCAUGAUAGUGGCAACUAAGGAGCAAAAUGAUUCAUGGUUUAUUGAUAGUGGAUGCACUCAAAACAUGACUGGAAAGAAAGAGAUGUUCACUCAAUUGGAGGACAUGAAAGGAGUUGUGAGAUUGGGUAAUGGAGACAAAGUGCUAAUCAAAGGAAAAUGUACCAAUGUUGUCUCAACAUUAAAAGCUAUGAAAUUAAUUUUUGAUGUUCUUUUAGCGCCUAAUUUAAGUCAUAAUUUGAUGAGUACUGAUCAAAUGAUGCAAAAAGGAUUUGUGUUUGAAUUUGCAAACAAUGUGUGCAAAGUAAAAGACUCUAAUGAUGUAGAGUUUAUGAAUGUGCCCAUAAGAAAUAGAAGCUUUGUAAUGGAUUGGAGUGCUAUGGAUGUUGAUGCCCUUAGAAGUAAGGAGGAGAAAAUAUCGAUCUUACCAACCGUAGAGGUCAUAGAAAAAAACCCUCAAGAAAAUAUAGGCAUGGAUGAUGUGGAAGCAAGAUGA
Pistacia vera is the source of this 831-nucleotide messenger RNA. RefSeq lists its product as uncharacterized. Bases 1 to 831 code for a protein of 276 amino acids. The record is from RefSeq and is a predicted model, not a curated record. NCBI's taxonomy places the organism in Eukaryota, Viridiplantae, Streptophyta, Magnoliopsida, Sapindales, Anacardiaceae. The transcript is spliced from 2 exons.